Molecule: messenger RNA, 434 nt
Organism: Argiope bruennichi
Lineage: Eukaryota; Metazoa; Arthropoda; Arachnida; Araneae; Araneidae
Product: adult-specific rigid cuticular protein 15.7-like
Exons: 3
Coding region: 7-294 (95 amino acids)
Cellular component (GO): chitin-based extracellular matrix
Molecular function (GO): structural constituent of chitin-based larval cuticle
Source: RefSeq, a predicted model, not a curated record
ACCAAAAUGUUUGCUAAGGUUGCCAUUCUCCUCGCUGUUCUUGCAGCAGUCAACGCCAGCGUUCUUCUCGGACAUGGUGCUCUGGUCAACACCGGAGUUAGUGCCAGAUCUCAAACCGAAGAUGCAUAUGGCAACUAUGCUUUCGGCUAUGACAUCAAGGAUGGACUCGGUGCCACCAACUCCCGAUCUGAAAUAGGAGAUGCCCACGGAAACAAGAAGGGAUCCUACACCCUCGCUGAUAUCGAUGGAAGGGCCAGACGAGUCGACUAUGUUGCUGACGGACACGGAUUCUGAGCCGUCGUCAAGACCAAUGAGCCCGGAACCGCCGCCAGCGCCCCAGCAGCCGCCCUCGUUGCCAGUCCCUACGCCGGACCCGUCGCCCCAGUCGUCAACCACGUAGCCCCAGCCGCUACCGUUGUUGGGCAUGCUGCUUC